AAAAAGGUUUUUUACGGAGCUCUAAAAAUGUUUUCUAUUUUGUUGCAGGUCAUCCUUCUCUCUGCCGUGGCCUGGGCUAGCUGCGCUAAGCUAGACAGGACCUACCUCCCCCCAAACGCUCAGUCUUCAUCUGGAUCCAACCUCCUCCAAGCCCCUGAUAGCCGGGGCAGUGGGCAGGGCAACGGUUUAAACGGAAACGGGCUCAUCCAGAACGGAAACGACUUCAGCCAAAACGGAAACGGGAUCAACCAGAACUUGAACAACUUCAACCAGAAUGGAAACGAUUUCAACCAGAUCGGAAACGAUUUCAAUCAGAAAGGAAAUGGAUUCAACGGAAAUGGCUUCGACCGCCCUGAAAGACCUCAAGCCUCUUUCGAAAGGAACGCUGCUAUCCUUCGCCAGGAUUCCCAGAAUGAUGGAGAGACUUAUUCUUAUGCUUAUGAAACUGAAAACGGCAUUUAUGCUGAGGAAAGCGGUGUGGCUACUAACGGAGUUGAGGCUCAGGGUAGCUACUCUUACACUGGUGAUGAUGGGCAGGUCUACACUAUCAGUUACACGGCUGACCAGAAUGGAUUCGUGCCAGUUGGUGACCACCUCCCUACCGCUCCUCCCGUGCCGGAAGAGAUCCUGAAGGCUCUGGAGCAGAACGCUCGUGAUGAGGCUGCGGGCAUCUACGAUGAUGGCUCUUACAGUGAAGGCAAAUACGGUGACGACAACAACCAAUACAACGGUAACUUCAACAAUGGUAACAAUGGAAACAACUUUAACGGUAACAACUUCAAUAAUGGUAACAGUUUCAACGAUAACUACAACAGUGGUAACAACGAUGGCAACGAUGAAGACACCGUCGCCACCAACGCCGCCUUCAGAUCUUCUGGCUCCCGGGGCUUCGCUGGCGCCACCAAGGCUUACCUCCCUCCAGUCCAGUCCCAGGGCUUCGGUGCUCGCUCCAGGUCUCGGCCAAGCUUCAACGCAAGGGACGGAUACAAUUAUUAGAUGAAUUUUGUUGACUGCUUAAAGAGUAAAGAUUAUUUAUGAC
This is a messenger RNA of Cydia strobilella, 1039 nucleotides long. RefSeq names its product pupal cuticle protein 36a-like. Gene Ontology annotation, molecular function: structural constituent of chitin-based larval cuticle. Gene Ontology annotation, cellular component: chitin-based extracellular matrix. The record is from RefSeq and is a predicted model, not a curated record. NCBI's taxonomy places the organism in Eukaryota, Metazoa, Arthropoda, Insecta, Lepidoptera, Tortricidae. The coding region runs from base 28 to 996 and encodes 322 amino acids. The transcript is spliced from 3 exons.